Molecule: messenger RNA, 1376 nt
Organism: Euleptes europaea (tarantolino)
Lineage: Eukaryota; Metazoa; Chordata; Lepidosauria; Squamata; Sphaerodactylidae
Gene: NUCKS1
Product: nuclear casein kinase and cyclin dependent kinase substrate 1
Exons: 8
Coding region: 163-1041 (292 amino acids)
Biological process (GO): interstrand cross-link repair; double-strand break repair via homologous recombination
Cellular component (GO): cytoplasm
Molecular function (GO): single-stranded DNA binding; double-stranded DNA binding
Source: RefSeq, a predicted model, not a curated record
UGACGGUGUGAGAAGGCCAGGUCUGUUGCGCAGGGCGGCUGCCUGAGUCGCUGGACCCGGGGACCCACGGCCCCGCGGGAGGGCGAGCGAGGCCUGCUCAGACUCUUCUCGGCCAUUUCGCCUCCUUAGCUCAUAGCGCCUGCCUCGAUUUAAGCAGCCAAGAUGUCUAGGCCCGUCAGGAACAGAAAAGUGGUGGACUACUCACAGUUUCAGGAAUCAGAUGAUGCAGAUGAAGAAUAUGGAAGAGAUUCGGCUCCUCCAACCAAAAAAAUCCGGUCAUCACCACGGGAAGCAAAAAAUAAGAGGCGGCCUGGAAAGAAUUCUCAGGAGGACAGUGAGGACUCUGAAAAAGACAUGAAGACAAAGAAAGAUGAUUCACAUUCAGCAGAUGAAGAUUUUGGCAGUGAGGAUGAUUUAGGUGCAGAUGAUGGCAAAGCUGAUAGUGAUUAUGAGAGUUCUCAAAAGAACAAAAAAGGGAAAAAAGCCAAACCCGACAAGAACAAACGAGCAACUUCCAAAUCCAGGAAAAGAGCUGCAGAUGACAGUGAAGAUGAGAAAGAAGACCCCAAAAAUGUGCGUCAGCAGCGACAGGCAGCAUCCAAAGCUGCUUCCAAGCAACGGGAAAUGCUCAUGGAUGAUGUAGGCAGUGAAGAGGAAGAGGAAGAGGAGGAGGAGGCAGCAUUCCAGGAAAAAGAUUCUGGCAGCGACGAAGACUUCCUUGCGGAAGAUGAUGAUGAUAGUGACUAUGGCAGUUCAAAAAAGAAGAACAAAAAAGUGGCUAAGAAAUCCAAACCAGAAAGGAAAGAAAAGAAAAUGCCUAGGCCCAGGCUAAAGGCUACAGUUACGCCUAGUCCAGUGAAAGGCAAAGGGAAGGUAGGCCGUCCCUCAGCUUCAAAGACAUCAAAAGAAAAAACCCCAUCUCCAAAAGAUGAGGAUGAAGAGCCUGAAAGUCCUCCAGGAAAGAAGAAAUCAAUUAGUCCUCCUCCAGAGAAGUCUGGAGAUGAAGGGUCCGAAGAUGAAGUCCCCUCUGGUGAAGAUUAAAUGGUGGUGUGGGAAAGAAACUUUUUUUGAAAGAGGAAGGAAAAGAGGAUAUACUUAGGGGUAGAACAUGGUUUUGGUUGUGGCUUGACUCAUGGGCUGUGAAUGCCACCUUUACUUUAGCUGUUUUAAUAGUACAGUAUUUUUUUUCUUUUUUUAAAGAGAAUCCUUAUACAAUAAUGUUUUGAUGUCACAGUCUCUACAGGCCAUUCCAUUCUCCCCAACCAAAUCUGAAAGCCAUUUAGACUUAAUUUAACAGCUUACUAAAGAUUAUAUUUUUGGAGGUGUACUGCAGUUGUAAAGCAAUAAGAUUGAUGCUGUCACUUGGAGAUCAUAAC